AUGUUCGGCGCAGUCUUUUCGGCCAGCUAUUCGGACAAAUUCGAGAUGCACCAGCUGCAGGAAGCCACGCGCGAAAGGCCCACUGCGCACUGGCGGCGGGGAUACCAGCAGGGCAGCGCCACGGCGGGCAUGUGCUAUUAUCUCGAAUACGACGGGCCGAUACCAGGCUCGCCGCCGACACCGGGCACCAGCGCACAGGGCAGCUCGUGCAGCUCGCGCUCGAGCCCAGCGCCGCGCCAUGACGACCUCCAGCCAGAGCGGCGCGAGCACAUCGAACGAGUUCCCGCACAGCCAACCACGGCUGGUUCCCACGCCCUGAGUGGCUACGUCCGCAGACUUCGCGUAGCUCUGCCCCACUUUUCUUCCCUCCUGCCAUCACGACGCACUCGGACUGCGACUCGGACUGCAAUGGCCGUCAGAACACACCUCUUGGUAUCUCUUUGGUUCGCGCUUACCAUCCCGGUGAUAUUCUGGGACGCAACGUACUUAUUCCUCAGGCCGCGGUCUAUGGUGGGGGGCGACCUGCACCAUUUUUGGAAGCCGUAUGCGCUGUACCAGGAGGUGGACUACAUCUAUGGUGUCAAGGCGUACGAGGAAGGCGACGGUUUCCCCAACGCACAAUCGUUGCUCAACAUUGUCGAGAACCUCAUGAACAUCGCCUAUCUCUACCUCGCGCACGUCAAGGGCUCCUCCAUUGCGCCUCUUGUCGGAUUCGCUAGUGCUGUCAUGACGCUGUCAAAAACGAUUCUCUACUGGCUCCAGGAAUACUACUGUAAUGGGUGCUCGGUCGGCCACAAUUCGUUGCAGGAUCUGAUCGUGCUUUGGGUCAUCCCUAACGGGCUGUGGCUUCUUGUCCCCAGCAUCAUCAUCUGGCGUCUUGGCAAAGACAUCUCCGGUGCUCUUCGCCUGGCAGAUAGGGCCGCCAAGAAAGAACUUUCCGGCAAAAAGCAAUGA
Fibroporia radiculosa is the source of this 954-nucleotide messenger RNA. RefSeq lists its product as uncharacterized. The transcript is spliced from 6 exons. Lineage: Eukaryota; Fungi; Basidiomycota; Agaricomycetes; Polyporales; Fibroporiaceae. The record is from RefSeq and is a predicted model, not a curated record. The coding region runs from base 1 to 954 and encodes 317 amino acids.